AUGAAACAUUUCAUUCUCUUCCUACCCUCACUCCUCCUCCUCCAAGGCUCAAAAACCCUAGCCCAAGCCCCCGGCCCGAAACCUCCCGGCCCAACGAACAUAACCAAGAUCCUCGAAAAAGCAGGCCAAUUCACCACCUUCAUACACCUCCUCCAAACCACCCAAACCGCCACACGAAUCGACACGCAGCUCAAAUCCUCGCCCGGCGAGGGCCUAACCGUAUUCGCCCCACCAGACUCAGCCUUCUCGGCCCUAAAAACCGGGACACUCAACUCGCUAACCGACCAACAAAAGACCUCGAUCGUCCUAUUCCACAUCCUCUCGUCUUUCCUCACGGUUCCCGAGUUCGACACGUUGAGCAAUCCUGUUCGGACACAGGCCGGAGACACGGGCCGCGGCCAAUUCCCUCUCAACAUCACCACCGCGGGUGGCGGCGGAGGGGUGAACAUCACCACCGGAAUCGACAACGCCACGGUGGUCGGAACCAUAUACACGGACGGCCAGCUGGCGGUCUACCAAGUCGAUAGGGUUCUUCUUCCGGUGGGCGUUUUUGAUCCAUUGCCGCCACCUCCAGCGCCGGCGCCGGAGCCAAAGAAGGCGGCGCCGGCAACUGUCCGGGGAGUUCCGGUGAGCGUGUCGGGCGCAUUCGGCGGAGUUGCCAUGCAUGAGUAUGUUGGUUCUUUAGGAUUUGCUCUAUUUUAUUUAUUGUGA
Molecule: messenger RNA, 711 nt
Organism: Striga hermonthica
Lineage: Eukaryota; Viridiplantae; Streptophyta; Magnoliopsida; Lamiales; Orobanchaceae
Source: the annotation of a GenBank genome assembly